This is a messenger RNA of Ziziphus jujuba (common jujube), 1099 nucleotides long. RefSeq names its product BTB/POZ and MATH domain-containing protein 3. Bases 337 to 588 code for a protein of 83 amino acids. The record is from RefSeq and is a predicted model, not a curated record. Lineage: Eukaryota; Viridiplantae; Streptophyta; Magnoliopsida; Rosales; Rhamnaceae. Gene Ontology annotation, molecular function: protein binding. The transcript has 3 exons.
ACCUCUUCAAAAUCCACUUCUCAAAGUCUUCGCCGGCUCCUCUCUUCUCCUUCCUCACCCUUUUCCCAAAAACUCGGCUCUUCUCUUCUCAUUCAUCAAGUUUUCUCCACUGACUUUCCCUUUAUGCCAAACAGCCCCAUUUCGUCUUUCCGAUCACCAAAAUUCCAUACAAAUUCCAUCAAUUGCCAAUUCAAGUGGGGUGUCCAAAGUCUCUGCUGUGAGUCUCUCUAAGUGGGAAAAUGUUUAUAAUUUUGAUUUCCCAUUUUUGUUUUUAUGAUAUAAGCAGGAACCAUUAUCGUAAUCUUGGAUAGUGGGUUUAUUCAGUUUGCACUAAACAUGGCCUUCUCUUCUUGCUUUUGCUAUUCUCCGAUCUUGCCCAAGCUUGUUUUUUUUCAGGUUAGCGAUGAAAAUUUUAAAGCUCAUAAGUUGAUACUUGCCGCUCACUCUCCUGUAUUUAAAGCACAAUUCUUUGGACUUGUUAGGGAUCCUAGCAUGGAUAAAGUGGAAGUGAAGGAUGUUGAGCCCUUCAUUUUCAAGGUCAACAUUGUCCUUCGGUCUCGUUUGAAGAUCGUACUUAACAUGCAUUAGAAAAUAGAUGAGCCAUGGGACGGUUAGGCCACGGGCUUUGGCGAACAAGAAGAAGAACAAGUAUUAGAAAUUUUGUUGUCCAAGGCCAAAAUGAUGUCGUUUAUCACUUGUUUGACUUGUAGUGUUAUUCGGUUCGUGGAGGAUUCGCAAAAGGUUGAGCGCUCAGGAAUUUCCACCUUAAUGUUCAAGAAUAUUAACAAUAGGGUGAUAGAAGUCUAUAACCCUAUUGUUAAUAUUCUUGAUCAUUAUGGCAAUAAUACUUGAUUGUUCAAGCUCCUACGAAUCCUCCGGGAACGGAAUAACAUUACUUGAAGGACUCAUCUUAAACAACAUCGUUUUGGCCUUCGAAAACAAAGAAAAACCACUGUAAUUGUGUCUUCCUUCCCAUUCAAUUUGUACAAAGAUUGAAAAUAACUAACAAUGGAGUUUGGAAAGAUUUCUGUUCAGUGCUAAAAGGAACGCUUUGCAUAUGUCAACUAUCCUAAUAUGACAUGGUUCAUCUAUUUUGAUA